This is a messenger RNA of Phytomonas sp. Hart1, 1017 nucleotides long. NCBI's taxonomy places the organism in Eukaryota, Euglenozoa, Kinetoplastea, Trypanosomatida, Trypanosomatidae. The record is from the annotation of a GenBank genome assembly.
AUGCACCCCUCCGAAGUGGCGAUUCGCUGCAUGGGGGUCCUUUCCGACGAGGAAAGCCCCUUUCCGGUGUUUCUUGGACGGGAUGACGGGAUUGUGGAGAAGUACGUCUCCAUUCGGGAUGUGGAUCUGGGGAUCCCCUCCCUCACCUUGCGUGGGCACCGCAAGGCCGUCACCGCGCUCCUCGCGGUCUCGCCGGAUGAGUUGUUGAGCUGCUCGCUCGACGGCACCCUGCGGGAGUGGAAUGCGGAUGGGAUGUUGGCCAAAAGCGCCGCGCGGCUAACGCGCCGGAUCGAUUUGGUCGUCCCGCUCUACUGCAUGGCGCGGCAGGGGGAGCGGCUCUACCUCGGCGGCGGGGACGGCUCGCUGCACAUCGUGAACGGCGUGCGGCGCUCGACCUGGGAGGGCCAUCGCGACGUCCUCGCCUGCAUCGCCUUCGCCGAGGAGGGGAAUUUGGUCGUGACCGGGGGCUACGACCACCAAAUCCUCGUCUGGGAUGCCACCGGGGGGAAGCCGAUCCGGCGUCUGCUCGGGCAUUCGAACCGCGUGAUCGGGAUCGGCGUCGUCGCCCACCCCGAGUUCGCGAGCGGCGACGAGGACGAGGAGGGGGCCGCGCGGGGCCGGGAUCGCCCCCGGCCUCGUCUCGACGGCGCCAUCGUCUCCUUCUCGAAGGAUCGCACGAUGAAGGUGUGGCUUCUGCCCAGCCCCCACGAGGAGUUCGGCGAGGAGGUGGCGGGGCUCCUGGACAAAGGCUCCUCCGGGACGCAAAACGGGGCCUCCUUCCCGAGCGUCAACCUCAACGCGAACGAGGCCAAACCCCCGUCUUUGUCCACCUCCAAGACGGACGCCCCGGCGGAGGCGGUCGAGGGGGGGGGGAGGCCGCGCCGGCCCCGGUCGACGCCCGCAAUUCCCUCAGCCUCGACAACGCCGUGUCGGAUACCAAAGACAGCAGCAAGCGGGUCUCCUUCAUCGGCCCCUCCGGCGAAUUCCACGAGGAGGGCCUCCUGCCGAAAGUCCUGA